AAAACAGUGCUACAUACAGCUUCUUUGCAUAUCCUGUUUCUCGGACUCGGAUGAUGAUAGCCAUCAGGAGAGGAGGCUCCCCGGGUCUACGCUGCAUAGAUGCUCGGACAGCUGAACUAAACUAAAAACAAGAACGGAAAAGGGAAGAUAUCCAAUGAUGGACGGGUUCCCUGUGGGCAUGCCAAAUGGCAACCAAUCUCUGAUCAGCGAGGACAGCUCAGUGAUGGCUCGCAUGCAGAAGAAGUUCUGGAAGACCAAGCAGGUCCUCAUCAAAGCCACAGGCAAGAAGGAGGAUGAGUAUGUGGUAGCCUCAGAUGCUGACCUGGACGCCAAGCUCGAGUUCUUCCGCUCGGUUCAGGCCACAUGCACGGAGCUGCUGAAAGUGAUUGAGCGGUACCAGCACAGGAUUACACGGUUGUCUCAGGAGGAGAACGAGCUCGGCCUGUUUCUGUGCUUCCAGGCUGAACAUAAUCGCACCAAGGCUGGCAACAUGAUGGGUGCCACCAGCAAGGCCCUGUGUACCUCCGCCAAGCAGAGGAUGGCACUUUGCCCACCACUGCACCGUUUGCACCAGGAAGUGGAGACAUUCAGGCAGCGCGCCAUUGCAGACACGCUGCUGACGGUCAGUCGUAUGGAGAAGGCCCGCACCGAGUACAGAGGAGCUCUGCUAUGGAUGAAGGAUGUGUCCCAAGAGCUGGACCCGGACACCUACAAACAGCUAGAAAAGUUCCGCAAGGUCCAGGCCCAGGUCAGAGGGACAAAGGGCCAGUUUGAGAAGCUGAAGAAUGAUGUAUGUCAGAAGGUGGACAUGCUGGGAGCAAGUCGCUGCAACAUGCUAUCCCACUCCCUCUGUACCUACCAGACCACUCUGCUGCAGUUCUGGGAGAAGACCGCCCAUGCCAUGUCGGAAAUCCACGAGGCCUUCCGUGGACAUGUACCAUACCAGUUCACCACACUCAAGGACCUGCGAGACCCACUGGAGCAGAUAACAGACUCGCAGAAACAAGAGGACAAGACAGAGGAGCCUGUACAAAGCAAUGCAGACAAACUGUUGUCCUUGGAUGAGGAGAAGCCAUCAGGAAGUAUGUCUGAUGGAGACCCUGCCCACAGCAGUGAUAGACAGAGCAGGGACAGUGUGCACCGAAACAAUACCACAUCCACUCCAGCCCUGCGCGACCUCAGUGGACUGUCGGCAGGCCCUGGUGACGACCUGAUGCUCAUGGCCUGUGAUGUGCCACAGCUCCCAGACACAGCAAACGUCCCACUCCAGCGUCAGCCCCUGCCUCCUCCUCCUCAGACUAGAGACCUGACUGAGCCCUGGGGCUUUGGAAGCCUCCAGUCUAACCAGUCACAGCUUCCUGCUAUUGGUGGCGAUCUGCUCUCAGGUGGCCUUCUCUACCUUGUGGGGAAAGAGCCAAGACUGGAGGAUGAAGACAGCGAGAGGGGUGACAUGGCUUUCCUAAAAGACCUCCUCAGUCCAGGUCCAGGGGUCAGCGAUGAGUUCAGCAAAGAGUGGCAGGAUGCUUUUGGAAUGUUUGACCCUCCCAGUGUCCCUUCUGUAGCCUUAGGGGCAGCAAGCAGCAGGCAAGCAGCAGCGUGUUUGCCCUCUGACUCCCACAGCCCCACAGGUUUCCUGCCCUCCCAGCUGCUGGAUCACAGUCUGAGCGCCACAGGCUGGUCAACCCCACCUAUGUUUGAGGCUCUACCUCUGCAAACUCCUGGUCACAACCAGUUGUGACAGGUCAUUCUGUCCCCUGAUGACCUGUGUAUGUGUGUGUGAGCAGCUGCAUCCAAAGACAUGUCAGCCUGGUUCAACCUGUUUGCAGACCUGGACCCCCUUUCCAACCCCGACGCCAUUGGACGUUCUGCUGAUGAGCUGCUCAAUGCCUGAAGCUCUGUAUAUGUAUGUGUGUGUGUGAUUUCUAUUAAAGGAUCUGGUUUUCAGCAACUUUUCAUCAACACACAGGCGUUAUGGCCACAUGCACAUGCACCCACGUGUGUUACCAGGAGAGUUGUGUACAUGUUACACUGGAAUAUGAUGUUUUAUUCUGGAAAAAUGAAACACUGUUAUCAGUGGGCACCAGCUGCUCUCUGCAGCUUGGAAGCUGUUAACAGGCAGAAGACACUAAACAUGAAGUUACUGACUCAUGCACACAUGUGAUUUGUGUUACCUUACACUAUGUGUUAUUGCAGCCUCUCAAGCAGAGUGAAUGUUUGGCUUACAGCAUUGUUUGUUUUUCUCUGUUUUAUUAUGUUUGUGGUGUUUGGGUGUGUGUCCACGUCACCUGGGACCCAGGAUGUAAAAAUAAAAUAUUUACUCUAUAAUCUUGUUUAUACAUAGUAGCACAUGAUUGUCACAUAUGAAUAAAGAGGGUAUAUAUAUUGGA
Molecule: messenger RNA, 2387 nt
Organism: Monopterus albus (swamp eel)
Lineage: Eukaryota; Metazoa; Chordata; Actinopteri; Synbranchiformes; Synbranchidae
Gene: ical1
Product: islet cell autoantigen 1-like
Exons: 15
Biological process (GO): regulation of transport
Cellular component (GO): Golgi apparatus
Molecular function (GO): protein domain specific binding
Source: RefSeq, a predicted model, not a curated record